GUGUCCAUCGACAGAACAAGCAGCACUAGGUUUUCAGGAGCAGCCAACGCAAUCGAGCUUUCAGACCUUUUGGCUACUGUCAUAAAACUCUCUGCCGCCUUCAACUUCUUCUCCAGCACUAGUCUCAUACGCUCUCGCUCUCCGUCGUUGUGCAUAUUACUCCAAGGAACGGCUCUCCAGCGGACCGAUCCACCAACCAACUCAACAGCCACCUCACCAUUCAUAUCGGACCAACAAACUCUUUGCAGGAGAAAGGCUGAGAAGGCGGAAUUGGCGAUAGGCGUACACGCGAGCUGCGACAGUCAUGGAAACAAAGUUUGUAGCCACCCCAUGGCGAGAUCGCCGCGAGUUACUCGAAGUCAGGGCCGGGCUCUACUCCGCUGAAAAUACCACUGCAACCCUCAAUGAACAUGGUGGAAAGGGUCCAAGCAGAAGGAGACGAUGGGCUGUCGACAAGAUUUUCGCAUGGCGAGCCCGCAAGCUGGAGAUUCCGCUUCUGCUCGAGUCAACGGCGGAUAUUGUCGAUGCUGUUAUUCAAGAUGAAGGUGGAAGAUUGUCGCAUAAUACAUUGAGGAUGGUGUAUGCUACGGCUGUAUCUAGAUUCAUCACCGGCCUCGCAGACACCCAAACUGAACUGACCCGUCUCCGACCAUCCACCUUUCCACCCGUCUCGGAAAAACCUCUCCAAUUCCCCCUCGCCCUCCGCGAAACCCGCCACCGCAUCGUGCACCGUCACAUGCCCAGCCUCGCAGAGCUCAAGCGCGCAGCAUCCGAAAGCCUCGCGUGGCUCUGGGAGUGGUACUGGUCGCACCUAGACGCUGCGCUGCUGCUCCCCACGUCAAGCGUAGCGACGACGACGACGCAAGGACCUCCGCUCUCGAAACGCGAGCUUCGAGAACGCCUCCAGAUGGCACUCAAAACGUACGUACGAGCACGCAAAGCGGAAGUGCGGAAUCGCGCGUCGAGGCCAAAGAAUGGAGAGUCUAGAGCUGCGCAGGCAGCGGUAUCGAGUUUCCUGUUCUUGGAAGCGGGUGCUGCUGCUAGCGGAGCAGCCACAAAACGCGACAUUCUCCUUGAGCUUCUGGUUACGGAUGCGGCUAUUUUACCUGUUGACAAGAAGCUGGGAAGUACCAUGUCCGGUGCCUUCAUCAUGUGGACGCCGUUCCUAGCUGCGCUGGGGAAGGUGUCUGGGGAGUGGGUCGACGAACUACUGGACCACCUCAUCGCGUUCAUGAGUGGUUCUCCCUCUUCUUAUUCGUCGAAUCAUCAUGUUGCAGUUGAAGAUGACGCGAAGAAAGAAGGUAUGCUGGAGUGGGCAGUACAUAUCCUAUCGUCAAAGGAGUGGGACGGUAUACGAUCGUCAUCGUCAUCGUCGGGUAGACUCACCACGCACACCCUUCAGCAGAUUUUCCUCGCUCCAUCGUAUUGGCCGUUGAAACUUGCAGAUGCUAUACUCUUCUCCAACAAGCAUACCGGCAUAAACAUCCCCGGUCGAGCCUCAUGGGUGGCGAUCCUCAAAGCAGUCAAAAACGAAGAGGAAGAAGAAGAAGAAGAAGAAGAAGAAGAAGAAGAAGAAGAAGAAGAAGAAGAAGAAGAAGAAGAAGAAGAAGAAGAAGAAGAAGAAGAAGAAGAAGAAGAAGAAGAAGAAGAAGAAGAAGAAGAAGAAGAAGAAGAAGAUGCUGGGUUGAGCCAUGCUACCCCAACUCCUACAUCUCAAACAGCUCCCCCAGAGGAGAUGGAUGUGGACUCACCGCAAUCGCGGCCGAUUGCGAGAUCGAAGAAGGAAACAAGGGGAACAGUGACGGCAGAGAAAUCGUCAGGGCCCAGGAAAGUGGUCGGGCUGUGGGGAGGGCGGCCGAUUGGUGCUGUGGCCGUAGGAUGGGAGGAUGAUGAAUGAUUCAAGUAAUUGUUAUCUUGUUUAAACAGUAGCCAAUACAACAUCUCAAGGUUUGACUUUCAUUGUUGAUGGGAAACCCUUUGAUUCCUCACAGCCCAGUCUUCUUGUCCUUCACACUGAUGCCCGUCAUUAAGCGAUCGCCGUAUCUUCGCUCCUUCUCAACCGUGAAGAUUAUUUAUUGCGCCUGGACACUGUGUCAAAAACCGCCUCUUUAUCCAUCUCUGUCACUAUGGCGUGUCUCUCCGUGAGCUUGCGAGCGUAGGAGUCUUCGGGGGCAUGGGUAGUGCCGGACGAUACGGCAAGUUUUU
Periconia digitata is the source of this 2205-nucleotide messenger RNA. NCBI's taxonomy places the organism in Eukaryota, Fungi, Ascomycota, Dothideomycetes, Pleosporales, Periconiaceae. The record is from the annotation of a GenBank genome assembly.